GGUAUCUCCAUUUGGCACCAUAACAAGCCUGUUAUUGAUUUUUCAUUUGAAGUUUUAUUUUUUUGCUGUGACAACAAACCAUAAUUCCUGUGGCUCUUUAAACAAGGAGCAAGAGUAUGCGAGUAUGAGAGAGUAUUAAGGAAAAGAGCUUAGCACUCUUUACUCUCCAGUUUACUCAAAUCAGCCGGCAAGUGGGAUUAUUUACACCAUUUAAAACCAACUGUUGCUGGUAGUUUGUUGUGUUUGGUUUAUUUUUGUCAACAAAACAAAAGCUGUGUGUUUACAAACAAAAGAAUACCAAACAGGAAGUUGUUUACAAAACAAACAUCCGCAUUUAAGUACACAACACAACUCUACAGUUCAUCUCAUAUCCAUUGAAUAGGAAAAUCUAAAUUAAAAAUCUUAAAGCCUGCAUUUUAGUUUUCUACAAGAUUUUAAAAUUUCCUAUAUUGAAACUUUUUCUAGGAGCCCCCCUUACUAUGUAAAACUCCGUAUGCUUUAAACACAAAACUGGGGGGCUCCAUUACGAAAUACGAAACACUUUGGAAUAUACACACAUCAUCUUUAAAUUAAACAACUAAAUUUGCGUGGUUUAAGCAGAAAAAAGAAAGGAAAAUGAAAUACAGCAAAUUCCAUUCAGACUCUCAUCAUCAUCACCAUCAUCACUAUGGUGGUGGCGGUGGUGGCAGCAGCAGCAAUAGUGGCUCCGCUAGUAGUGGCAGCAGUGGCGUGGGCUUAAGCAGUGGCCGCAUAUCAAUGUCGUUGUCUGCAUCAUCGAAACGUCAUCAUAAAAAACACAACUGGGGCACCAGAGAACGUACGGGCAUGAGCUUUUUAAUUGUGAUUGCUUUCUUUGCUGUUUUUGGUUUAAUUAUUUUAACGGAGCUUUUUAUGAUCGAUGAACGUGCUCAUGGUGGAAUGAUGACCUUACGUAGUGGCAAUAGUUUUGGCCGUUUGGGAGAUUCCAUGCCAGAUUAUGAUAAUGUCAAGGAUGAUUAUGAUCUCCUGGAUGCUGGCUUAUUAAAUGAUAAUAAAUUAGGUUUCGUGCAGUUUCAUGACAAUAAAUUUAAAAUUCAAGAUGCUGAAAGCAAUAAUAAUGGUGCUGGCGGUGCUGGAGGUGGUGGUGUUGGCAGAUUGGCUGGUGUCUUAUUAAAUUCACAAACUGGCGGUAAUGCUUAUAUGGGUGCUGGCAUUGGUGGUGGCACUGGUUUGGGCUCCUCAUCGCUGAUGGGUGCUAGUGGUGGCAAUGGCCCCCUCAUACCAUGGGGCAAAACAUUGCCCACUGAAAUAGAGAACUCAUUGCCACGUCUACCAUUUGGCUCAUUGCCAACGGAUGGCUCAUGGCAAAUUGUAAAUGGUACACGUUUUAAAUUUUUUGUUUUCUCUGCCUACUAUGAUCGUCGUAAUGGUUCGAAGUUGGUACGUGUUAUUGGUGCUACAAAAACACGUGGCCCCGAGAGGGUAUGGUGUAGAUUUUGGUAUGUGGCUAGAAAUGUUACGUUUGCCGGCAAAGCGGGCAGAUCGAAUAUGAAGGAGAAAUACAAAUCGGUCUCAGUGAUGGCGAGAGUAAAGGUCAUUCGUGAAAAUUGGAAUCUUAAGUACAGCGCUUGUUUCAUCCUAUGUCCAGUACGUCCUCCAGAAUACGAUGUUCCUGAUUAUGUUAGUAUAGUGGCUCGUUUACGUGCACCUCCUGGCAAUAUUUUGGAAUUAAGAAAUACCGAUUGGGAUGAAGAUUUCCUAAAAGCUGCCAAGCCAAACGUAUCAAAAUUGGAAACACAGCCCCAAACCAAGCCAAAUCAAGCUCCUUUUGCCAACAACAAAUUUCCUUCGGAAGCUGAAAUGAAAGAUGAAAUUGCCAUCUGUGUCAAACCAUUUCAUUUUGAUUAUGAUCAAUCUUUGUUCUUAAUGGAAUUUCUAGAAUUCUAUUCCUUAUUGGGUGUAACACAUUUUACCUUCUACAAUCACACAGUGGGUACACAUGCCUCUUGUGUACUGGAUCAUUAUAUCAGAGGAGAUAUACCGGGUAAUUCCACAGCUCAAGAUGUGUUUGAUGUAAACGAAACAGCCAGAAAAUAUGAGGAUCCCUCUUUAGCUUCUUCAUUGCCUCCCCCCAAAUUGCUCAAAAGCUCCAGCUAUCAUCCACCUUCAGUACAGAUUUUACCCUGGAAUUUGCGCAUGCGUUCGCAAAAGGAAAUACGUACUGAGGGCUUAUUUGCCGCUUUAAAUGAUUGUCUGUAUCGCACCAUGUACCGUUAUAAAUAUUUAGCUUUAGUGGACUUGGAUGAAUUUAUAGUGCCAAGGCUAAAUGACACUCUUCAGGAGUUGUUAAGCUCCUUGAAUUCCCGUUUCCGUAAUCGUAAUUUGGGUGCAUAUUCUUUUCAAAAUGCUUUCUUUUAUUUACAAUUUGCCGAUGAUCCUUUGUUGGCCCGUUUGGUGGAGGGUGAGAAUAUGGAUAUAGCCAAAUUGAAAGCUGCUUUGGUGACACAGAGAAAAACGAGAAGACGUUUUAAAUUGCAUCCCCAAAAACAACGUUCCAAAUACAUUUGCAAGCCAGAGGAUGUUAUUGAGGCCGGUAACCAUUUUGUUUGGGAAUACUCACCAGGCAAGGGAUCAUUAAAUGUGCCGCCUACCGAUGCCAUAUUACAGCACUAUAGAGUUUGUGAAUUUGGCGGCAAUGAUUGUAUAAAGGCUCCCUCUAUGGUUGAUCGUACUGCCACCAAAUAUGUUAAUCGUUUGGUGGAACGUGUCUAUAGUGUUUAUCGUCAUCUAAAAGAUAAAUGUGACUUGCCACCCUUGCCACCGAUACCCAAACCAGCGCCUCCACCAAAACUGGAAAUGAAACCCAUCAUAAGAAAGGUAACAAAUGAUAAGAGUGUAAAUAAGAAUGAUGAAUUAAUUAAACGUACGGCAGAUAAGAAAAUUGAUAAAUUGGUAAAAGACAACGAAAUCUUGAAAGAUAAACAAGUGAAAAUGAAAACGACAACAAUAACAACGAUGCUAACGAAAAUUCAAUUAACGAAUGGAACAGCAAAUGCUGGUCAACUUUCGAAAGUGAAUAAAACAACGAUAAACGUUAAUAAUAGUAGUAGCAAUAGUAGUAGUAAUAGCAGUAUUUCUACUACUGCUACAUCUUCUACUUCAACUACCACUAGCACCAGUAUUGCAACCACAAGAACAACAACGAAAGAUUCAACUACGACCACAGUAAUGAAUCCAUUUUUGUUGAAAAAACCCCAUAAAGUGGUAGUAUUUUUCAUCGAUGAUAAAGGCCAAUCUAGGGCACGUUUAGAGUAUCAUUAAAUUGUAAGGCAAUAAAAUAUGAACAUUUGCUCAAAUAUGUUAAGAAAA
Messenger RNA from Calliphora vicina (urban bluebottle blowfly), 3348 nucleotides. RefSeq lists its product as uncharacterized. Gene Ontology annotation, cellular component: cytoplasm. Bases 616 to 3300 code for a protein of 894 amino acids. The record is from RefSeq and is a predicted model, not a curated record. Lineage: Eukaryota; Metazoa; Arthropoda; Insecta; Diptera; Calliphoridae. The transcript has 9 exons. Gene Ontology annotation, molecular function: glycosyltransferase activity.